Messenger RNA from Penicillium angulare, 2727 nucleotides. RefSeq names its product SET and WW domain protein (gene set2). Gene Ontology annotation, biological process: regulation of DNA-templated transcription. Gene Ontology annotation, molecular function: protein binding; histone H3K36 methyltransferase activity. Lineage: Eukaryota; Fungi; Ascomycota; Eurotiomycetes; Eurotiales; Aspergillaceae. The record is from RefSeq and is a predicted model, not a curated record. The coding region runs from base 1 to 2727 and encodes 908 amino acids. Gene Ontology annotation, cellular component: chromatin; nucleus; chromosome. The transcript is spliced from 4 exons.
AUGUCUGCCCAUGGCACGGACUCCCAUGAUAUCGAGGCAGUCAUGGACUCGCCAUCCGCCAAUGGUUCCGACACUUUAAAAAAUGGCCAGCCUGCGCGCCUUUCUCGGUCGCCUUUACCUCGUCAAAGCGCGACUGCAACUCCUGAUCUGAAACCGAAGAUGGAGGACACAGAAAAAAAAGUCGGCGGCGACGUCGUCGUUAAGCAGGAGCCUGGGCAGCCGCCCAGACUGUCGAGGAGUGCUUCACAGAAGGUCGUGCCGAGGGCGCCGCGGUUGUUUUCGCAUUUGCCUGAUAGUACUCAGGAGGCGCUGAGGGGGUUCGAGAAGAUCGAACAGUGCUCAUAUGCGAAUAAAUAUAUGGGCUUUACGGAACAUGCAAUGGAGUGUGAUUGUGCUGAGGAGUGGGAUUCCGAGAUCGGCCAGAACCUAGCGUGUGGUGAAGACUCCGACUGCAUCAAUCGAGCAACCAAAAUCGAGUGCGUGGGUGACUGCGGCUGUGGCCCCGACUGCCAAAACCAACGAUUCCAAAAGAAACAAUAUGCGAAGGUAUCGGUUAUCGACACUGGAGACAAGGGCUAUGGAUUACGAGCCGAGACAAAUUUGGAGGCUCAUCAAUUAAUCUACGAAUAUGUUGGAGAGGUGGUGGGCGAGUCCCAAUUUCAACGGCGAAGGAGAGAUUAUGACGCCCAAGGAAUCCGUCAUUUCUAUUUCAUGUCGCUCAACAAGGGAGAGUUUGUGGACGCGACCAAACGGGGAAACUUGGGCCGGUUCUGUAAUCACUCGUGCAACCCGAACUGUUAUGUGGACAAAUGGGUUGUGGGCGAGAAGAUGCGGAUGGGAAUCUUCGCCGAACGGGCUGUACAGGCUGGCGAGGAGCUGGUUUUCAACUACAACGUUGAUCGAUACGGUGCCGACCCGCAGCCUUGCUAUUGUGGUGAACAGAACUGCACUGGAUUUAUCGGUGGUCGGACUCAGACAGAACGGGCUACGAAACUCUCGAACGUUACGAUCGAAGCCCUUGGUAUCGACGAUGCCGAUGCUUGGGAUACCGUGGUGGCACGCCGUCCUAAGAAGAAGAAGACUGAGGAAGACGAUGAGGAGUACGUGGACAGUGUGCAGCCCAAGUCUCUGGAUGAGGACGGCGUGACCAAGGUCAUGGCCGCUCUUAUGCAAUGUCAAGAGAAAUGGAUUGCUGUCAAGCUGCUCGGCCGUAUUCAGCGCUGUGAUGAUGAGAGAGUACGGAAUCGAGUCGUGAAAAUGCACGGUUACCAGAUUCUCAACUCCCAGCUUGCCAUGUGGAAGGAGGACAAUGUUGUGUUGAUGCAGAUCUUGGAUAUCCUGGAUAAGUUCCCUCGACUUACCCGGAACAAGAUCGUCGACUCAAAGAUUGAAGAUACCAUCCGACCUUUUACCACAUGCGAGGAUGAGCGUGUUGCAACCAAAGCCACUACGCUUUUGGCUAGCUGGGCCAACCUAGAGGUUGGCUAUCGUAUCCCACGCAUGAAGCGAGGCGAGCAACCAAAGCAAGCUGUGAACCAAUUCGAGCGUCGUGAAUCUGGCCGAGAGCAGCAGCGUCAACGCUCCGCGUCUCCCCCUCAUACAGCACCACAUGAGCCACAACACAUGCAGAACCUUGCAAAGGGUCGGCGGGGAGGAGAGCCCCAUCUUCAGCGGGAUCUUCAUCACAAUCGUCCUCGACCUGGUGGUCGUCGCAAUAUCCGACCACCACAGUCGCAGCCUCUACCCGAGGGAUGGUAUACUGCCAAGGAUGAAACUGGUCGUGUUUACUACUAUUCUGCCUCGAAAGAGGUGACAUGGAAUCGACCAAUUGCCCCGGCUGUCUCUGCUCAGCCUUCUGUGAACAAGACCAAUAAUACGCUUUUGCAAAACAUCAUUGAUGGAAUCAUGUCCCAAGACAAGACUCCUUCAGAUCAAAAAAGCGACACCCCCAGGACACCACAGCAACCUUCAGAUCAACCGGAGAAGAAGAAAGAGGGAGACUGGUGGAAGAAGCUUAAUGAGCAGAAGCAAAGAAAGCUGUACGAGAACACUCUUCACCCUCACAUCAAGUUCGUCAUGGAUCAAUAUAAAAACAAGAUCCCGAAGGAAGAUCUCAAGCGAUUUGCCAAAGAUACUGCUAGGAGACUUGUCGACGGCGAUUACAAACGUGGCCGGGUAACAGAUCCAACCAAGAUUAGCGAAAAGCACACCCACACCGUGAGAAAGUUCUGCAAAGAGUUCUUCGACAAGGCCGCGAAGAAACACAAGGACCGCGAGGCAGCCAAAGCCAAGAAGAGCGGUACCGUCAAGCCAGAUACAGGCGACAACGAUGGCGAUGUGAGAAUGUCCGAUGAUGAAGCCGAGCCUUCUGCCGGGACAGGCACAGCGACUUCACCAAUGGAUGAUGAUGCAUAUGCCUCGCUUAAGCGCAAGCGUGAUGGUUCCUUGGACCAGGACCAGGCCCAACCUACCCCCGACGAAGGAGGCAGUUCCCCUUCUAAACGACAGAAAUCUACACCUCCACCCCCUCCACCUCCACCACCGAUUACAGAUGAUAUCAAGGCGGAAGAUAAAGGGGUUGAGGAAUCUAUUACACCACCAUCGGUUCCGCCUCCUCCUCAGGAAUCCCCUAAGGGAAACCUUGAUGGAUCUGAAUCUGGGUAUAAAGGCCCAGACGUGGAAAUAAAAGAUAUACCCUCGCAUACCCAUGUAGAGGGGAAGGUAUGA